Penaeus indicus is the source of this 1320-nucleotide messenger RNA. RefSeq lists its product as uncharacterized. The transcript is spliced from 2 exons. NCBI's taxonomy places the organism in Eukaryota, Metazoa, Arthropoda, Malacostraca, Decapoda, Penaeidae. The record is from RefSeq and is a predicted model, not a curated record. The coding region runs from base 124 to 711 and encodes 195 amino acids.
GAGCGGAAAGCCCCUCAAUUGAGGUCAGAGCUCCAUUGAGACAGGCACGUUCACUAAUUCAACUAAAUAAUCUUUAAAAAAAGAAUAAGAAAAAAAUAAGAACAAGCAAAGAAAACCCAAGGAAUGAAGGCCACAACCCAGGCACUGCUUGCAGUGUGCUUGCUCGCCAAGUGCUUUGGAAACUGCGAGGGGAAGGAGGAGAAGAAAGACGGCCCUCGCGCUGCUCAUGUAACAGAGCCCGCGAAAAACGAAGCCUCGUCGACCCUGGAGAUCAUCGACUUUGUUCCCUUGCAUCCGGCAAAAGUCAAGAAACACUGGUUCUACCUCAUUAUCACUUCCGGGUGGAAUAAUCAUCCAGGAGGGCGUAACGAUGCCUUCCCUGAAAUCGUGGGGAUCGAGCCAGCCAAGAAUCCGCGCGAGACAGUGGAGGACAACAGCACCGACGAGUGGCUUAAAAACAAUGUGUUGUACGUCGCCAUCGCCAUUGCCCUAUGCCUAUCAAUACUCGGCCUCCUCGUGACCAUUGGAUAUUACCAGAAGCACAAGUGGUACAUCGUCGCCAGCAGAUCCUCUUCCCUUGCAGGUGCCUCUUCAGGUUCCUCUCCAUCCAACGCUAAAGUUCGUCUCCAUCCGUUAGGCGUGGCUAACAUAAAUCUUGUAGCCAGCCUCAUGGACGAGAAAAAGACUGAUGAUCUCAACAUGCUCAUCUAAGGCUCAACUCAACCCAUUCCCAUUUGUGUAUGUAUAAUAGGCAUGAAUGAGAAUGAAUAUCUUCACAGUACAAGAGAUGACUGGUUUCGAUUAUAUCUUCGUCAGAAAUACAUGUACAAUGAUAUAAUUGAAACCGGCUAAAUACAUUUCUUGUACUGUGAAGAUAUUCAUUCUCAUUCAUUCCUUUUAUACAUCUGUCAACGUGAAUACGGUUCACCUUUCCCCUUUGUUAGGUUCCUUGAGACAACGCCAGGGUAGCAAUGAUUAUUACAGGUUCUGAUUGCUGGACAUAGUAUCAGGGGUUAACUAUUCCCUUUUGAUUAUCAUUUGGGGCUCAAUGAGGGUAAAGCUAAUGUGUUUGCAGUUAUUUAGGCAAAAGGGCAAUCAAUGUAUAAUGAACUGCAGGACGUAGAACCAUUGUAAUAACCAUUUCCUUUGUAUUAGAUUACCUAGACAUGAUGAGUAUAACACCUGUUUCCUUGCAAAGUCCUUGUGUUGCUUUAUAACAAAAAAGACUCACAAACUGCUUACAUUGUACGCUUUUUCGAGGGGAACAUUUUUCCUAUGAUUCUUUACAUUUGUAAUAGAUUUGAAUAAAGGCAGAAUACU